GCCCGCCAGUGCUCCUGAGGGAGAGGCUGGGGAGAGCCCGGGACCCACGCGGCUCAGCCAGUGGCUGACGCACCCUCGAAAAGUUGCGCUCCGACCUUCUCACGACCUACAUUCUUCCCGGGCACUCCUGAGUUUGAGUCAGGCCGGGAGGACCUGGGCCGAGACUUUCCAGCGGCGACCGCCAGCGGGGCGAAGAGCCGGUCCUGCUUUCCUCACGGGGUCCCGCGCGGGUGUCCCCGGGACAGCAGCGCAAACUUUCUGUACUGUCUGAAGACACUUGUCCAGCGAGCCCCACUGCUUGGGGAGGAGGAGCCACGGCCGGAGACAGAUUUUUAAAGUCUUCUUCUAGGGGUUUCCAGCAGAGCCAAAUACUAGAGAAAUCUUUUCCGCUCCUCUGAAGAGUGAAGUGAGCAAAUACAACCCAGCAGUAGGCUAUUGAAGACAGCAGCCCCAGGUUUUGGAAGGUGACAAUGAAAUGCAAAGAAGUUACAUUUCUCGAACUUGAAAGUUAGUGACUGCUUACCAAAUUUUAAUGAAAAUUAAAUAUGACUUAGAAGCAUUGAUUUAUGAAGGUUUAUGAUGUCAUCAGUUUCGACAGAAAGCAAACUCCAGCAGGCUGUGAGCCUACAGGGAGUUGACCCAGAAACAUGCAUGAUUGUAUUUAAAAACCACUGGGCACAGGUUAUGAAAAUCUUGGAGAAGCAUGACCCCUUGAAGAACACCCAGGCAAAAUACGGGUCUGUCCCUCCAGAUGAGGCCAGUGCUGUGCAGAAUUAUGUAGAACACAUGCUCUUCUUGUUGAUUGAAGAGCAAGCCAAGGAUGCUGCAAUGGGGCCGAUUCUGGAAUUUGUGGUCUCUGAGAACAUCAUGGAGAAACUUUUCCUUUGGAGCUUGAGAAGGGAAUUUACUGAUGAGACUAAAAUUGAGCAGCUAAAGAUGUAUGAGAUGUUGGUCACUCAGUCGCACCAGCCUCUGCUCCACCACAAACCCAUUCUGAAGCCUCUGAUGAUGUUGCUGAGCUCUUGUUCAGGAACAACCACCCCCACUGUGGAGGAGAAGCUGGUUGUCCUACUCAGUCAGCUCUGUUCCAUUCUUGCCAAAGAUCCAUCCAUUCUAGAACUCUUCUUCCACACUAGUGAAGACCAAGGUGCUGCCAACUUCCUCAUCUUCUCCCUUCUGAUUCCCUUCAUUCACCGAGAAGGGGCAGUAGGCCAGCAAGCUCGGGAUGCCUUGCUAUUCAUCAUGUCUCUCUCUGCAGAGAACAGCAUGGUGGCCCAUCACAUCGUGGAGAACACCUACUUUUGUCCAGUACUUGCAACUGGGCUCAGUGGCCUCUACUCUUCCCUGCCUACAAAGCUAGAAGAGAAGGGCGAGGAAUGGCACUGCCUUCUGAAAGAUGACUGGCUUCUACUUCCUUCUCUGGUCCAGUUCAUGAACUCCCUGGAAUUUUGCAAUGCAGUCAUACAGGUGGCUCACCCCUUGAUUCGAAAUCAGCUUGUCAAUUACAUUUACAAUGGAUUUUUGGUACCAGUCUUGGCUCCUGCUCUCCAUAAGGUGACUGUGGAGGAGGUCAUGACCACAACUGCGUAUCUGGACCUUUUCCUGCGUAGCAUCUCCGAGCCAGCACUGCUUGAGAUCUUCCUCCGUUUUAUCCUAUUGCACCAGCACGAGAACGUCCACAUCCUAGACACUCUCACGAGUCGAAUCAACACCCCGUUUCGGCUUUGUGUGGUGUCCCUGGCAUUAUUCAGAACUCUCAUUGGUUUACAUUGUGAAGAUGUGAUGUUACAGCUAGUUCUAAGGUAUCUGAUCCCCUGCAAUCACAUGAUGCUCAGUCAGAGGUGGGCUGUGAAGGAGAGAGACUGUUACUCUGUUUCUGCGGCCAAGCUGCUCGCCUUGACUCCUGUCUGCUGCUCCAGUGGGAUCACUCUGACGCUUGGGAACCAAGAGAGGGAUUAUAUUCUCUGGUCAAAGUGUAUGCAUGACAGUUCAGGGCCUGUGGAGCGGCCGUUCCCCGAAGCAUUCUCCCAGUCGGCCUGCAUUGUGGAGUAUGGGAAAGCCCUGGACAUCAGCUAUCUGCAGUAUCUGUGGGAGGCCCACACCAACAUCCUCCGCUGUAUGAGGGACUGCCGUGUCUGGUCCGCCCUGUAUGACGGUGACUCCCCCAGCCCUGAGACAUUUCUUCAGAGUCUAACAGAGGAGGGCAGUGUGAGCUCGGCCUGCACUGUGUUUGGGCUCCCGCAGCAACUCCCCAGGAAGACAGGACCUCAGCUGCCUCCCAGAAAGGACAAGGGCCAGACAGAGCUAGAAUGGGAUGACAGCUACGACCCUGGAAUCUCCUCAGGGGCUGACGUGGGCUCCCCGGGGCCUUAUGACGAUCUGGAAGCUUCAGGACCCCCGGCACCCAUUGAUCCCCCCAAACACAUCCAGGAGAUGAGGAAGAAUGCCAUCCUGCUCUUUAAAGGGUCCUACAUUGAAGAGUCAGACUUUCAAGAUGAUGUGAUAGUGUACAGGCUGUGUGCUGAGAAGGACUCUGAGGAUGCGAGGGAUUCUCAGGAGAAAGCUGCUAGGCCACCAGCUGAAGCCCAGGCUGAAGUUCAAAGUGUCCUCAUCAAUAAUGGCCCCCUUCUUAGCCCCCAGCCAGACACAGAUUCAGAGGAGGAGUGCAAUAGGGACAAUUCAGACCCAUUUCAUAGUGAGCCCAGGGAGCCAAAGCAAGAGAGGGAGCCUGAAGCAGCCCCAGAAUCCAACUCAGAGUUAGCAUCCCCUGCCCCUGAGGCAGAGUACAGCUCUAACCUGAUGGCCACUAAUCCGGAGAGUGAGGAUCUUAUUGCCCAGUAUGACCAAAUCAUUAAAGAGCUGGAUUCAGGUGCUGAGAGCUUGAUGGAACAGAAUUUCCCCACACCUGAUCCCUUGCUUCUCACAAAGGAGGAAGAAGGGAAGGAAGAAGACAGCAAAGGAGAAGAGGAGGAGGAGGGGAAGAAGGAGCUAGAAGAGGAGGAGGAUGACUUUGACUCUUUUAUUGCGGAAAUGCCUGCUGUAGAGACUGUGCCUUCCCCAUUUGGGGGGAGAGAUGAGAUUGCCUUUGCCAGUGGCCAUCCCGUGAGGACUCAAAGCACCCCAUUCACAGGUCCAUUCAUCAGCGUGGUCCUGUCAAAGCUGGAGAACAUGCUGGAGAACUCUUUACAUGUGAAUUUGCUGCUUAUUGGGAUCAUUACUCAGCUAGCUAGCUACCCUCAGCCACUCCUGCGCUCCUUUCUGCUCAACACCAACAUGGUCUUCCAGCCAAGCGUCCGCUCUCUCUAUCAGGUCCUUGCAUCUGUGAAAAACAAGAUUGAACAGUUUGCUUCUGUGGAGAGAGACUUCCCAGGACUCCUCAUACAAGCCCAGCAAUAUCUGCUCUUCCGUGUGGACAUGUCUGAUAUGACCCCUGCAGCACUAACCAAAGAUCCCAUUCAGGAGGUUCCCAGGACAGGAAGUGGCAAGAACCUUUUGGAUGGACCUCCAAGAGUGCUUCAGCCCUUCCUGACCCAGAGAACGAAGGUGGCUGAGGCACCCCCCAACCUGCCCCUGCCGGUGAGGAACCCCAUGCUGGCUGCUGCCCUCUUCCCAGAGUUCCUGAAGGAGCUGGCGGCCUUGGCCCAGGAACACUCCAUUUUGUGCUACAAGAUCCUGGGUGACUUUGAGGACUCCUGUUGUUAGCUUUUUUUUUUUUUUUUUUUUUAAAUAGAGAUUCUUGUUUUGAAAGUUUUUAGUGUCUUGACUGAAUGUUAAAUGCAAAGCUGCUUACAAAGAUUUCUUCUUUGAUAUUUCCUGACAAUACUUGAUUUGUGGGGAGAGGAAUUUUCUAUCUCUUUCCUCUCUCUCUAGCCGGGCCUUUCCACCUUAUGUUAUAUAGAAUGUAAGUCUCAUAAGCUGGUUGCUCCCUUGGCAGUUUUCUUUGCUCAGUUUUUCCUCCUUAUAUUUCUUGGUUGUUGUUCUCCUAUCCCUUUGAGUCACCCAUCUUGCAGCUCAGAUCACACCAAGCAAAUACUGGGGUUCAGUGAAAUCUGGAAGUGCCCCAUGUCAGGAUUCUAGCCGUUCAGCAGCACAGGAAGAAUGUACUCCUCUGCAACUGUGCAAGUGGUCCUGUUACCUCCUGCACUUUGGCCUCUGUUCUAUAAAGGAAGAAUGAAGAUGGAGACCCUCUUGCCUCCAUCACAGAAGCACAUAUCACCUGUCCCUUUGGAUUUACUUCCAGAUUGUUUGUCCCCCAGCGUUUAUUGCAUUAUGGUGAGGGCAGAUACACUGGUCCAGCUCUCUGCCUGGGAAGUCAGAAGUCCUUGGAGAGAAUUUAGAAUGCAGAGUAUUGUUCCUGUUUCUUCAGAGCUUACUUUAAUCAGCAUGACACUACCUAAACACUGAAGAAUGCCUUAUUUUAGUAAGAUUUGCACAAAAUUAAGUAUACCUAUGCAAACUGUUACUUUGGUUUUUAGGAGUUUGAUUGAUCAGAUGAAGAAAGUAUGGUAUCACAUAUGUAUGUAAGAAGACGACCAUCAUUAUUUUUGUAAGUGUUUUAUAAAAACAAACUGAUUAACUUGUGAA
Messenger RNA from Cebus imitator (Panamanian white-faced capuchin), 4584 nucleotides. It is a transcript of the gene FHIP1A, whose product is annotated as family with sequence similarity 160 member A1. Lineage: Eukaryota; Metazoa; Chordata; Mammalia; Primates; Cebidae. The transcript is spliced from 13 exons. The record is from RefSeq and is a predicted model, not a curated record. The coding region runs from base 577 to 3702 and encodes 1041 amino acids.